Molecule: messenger RNA, 473 nt
Organism: Centruroides sculpturatus (bark scorpion)
Lineage: Eukaryota; Metazoa; Arthropoda; Arachnida; Scorpiones; Buthidae
Exons: 4
Coding region: 36-395 (119 amino acids)
Source: RefSeq, a predicted model, not a curated record
AUUAUGGAUUCGGCCGGAUCCAUAAAGAGAUAGGAAUGGUGAGGAACGAGACCAUACGUAUUUGGACGGACCAACCCUCAAAAAAUUCCUCAGUCCGGAUUGGAUUCGGAUCCACAGAGAGGAAGGAUUGUAUAAUGCUUCAGAAAUUUACCAAAAGAAAUCUUGGAACCUUGUUCAAAGGUCUGGUAGCUAUUGAAGUUGGAUUUUUUGCUGUGUCAUAUUAUUAUUAUCAUAAAAUGAACACUUCUAGUGAAUUCAGACGUAAAAUGUAUGACCAAAAUUACACAAUGUUAGAUGGAUUUUACAGAUUAGGAGAAUUAUUUGGUGAUACAAAAACAAGAGAAUUGGAUCUUCAGAUGUGGGGAAUCAAAGACAAAAAGACUUCCUCCGAUUAAUUUUUUAUAAAUUAAAAAAACAGAAAAAUUAAAUGUAAUUGUACAGAUUUAUGCAGUAAAUAAAAUGUUUAAAGUAUA